AUGUUCCGAUCGGCGGUGAGAAGGGUAGCGACGGCUGCAGCGGCUGCGGCUGCGGCGGCGGGUGCUUUGAGCUCGCCUCUUGAGUCUCUCAGUCACAGGGUUUCCUCUGUUCGUCCACCGGCCGCGGCUGUCAUCGGCGCCCUUAGAUCUUUUGGAGGCAGCGGCCUCGAUGACUCGCAGCGACAGCAGCAGAAGCAGCGUCAAACUGCCCAGCAGAUGAUACAGUACACUCUUGGCCUGGCUCGAUCUCAAAAGUCAGGUUCGCUCUUUGUCUCUCUUAGACGGCUUUGUACUUCGCGAAUUGAGCAAAAUCUCGUCUCCCACUCUGUUCGAAGUGUGAAUAAUUAUUCUUUUCUUGAAAUUUAUUUUCCUCGCACACCUCACUGAGAAUUGAAUCUGUAGCGGACUCGUACGCACAGGCGUUACUGGUGCUUGAGCAGGGGCUCUCCAAUCUGCACGCAGGGAGCGGGGAAGGAAGUGACGAUGCCGUGGGAAUGCUCUUGAUUGCCAUGUCCACUUUGCUUCAUGAGAGGUUCAGUUUCUUAAAUAGAUGAAAUCUCCCGCCCGUCAUUAAUCACCUCGCUAGCUCGAUUUCCAUCAGCUUUUUUGCUUUUUUCACCUCCUUUCUCUUCUUCCUUUUUUCUUAUACCAGAGGGGAGAUUAACGAUGCCAUGGAGAAGCUACAGAUGAUUCAUCAGUUGGAGCACUGCUCUCCUGUUACCCGAGGUAAGUUUCGUAUGGCUAAGUUUAGACUCCUGAUAUGAAUGUCGUAUCUUUCCCUUCACUUCAAAAAGUUUUUAAUCCAUAAAAUUAUGCAUGAUUUUUCCCUGUCAAUCUACGGUACACUCUGAUUUCAUAAGAACCUGAAAAAACGUCUCCACAUAAACAGAUGACGGCAUGUAAUCCAUGCUUUUGUGUAAAAUUUGUUGCAGUUGCUGCAUGGGAAGGUUUGGUGGGUCUCAAUUUGGAGCUUGGGGAGGUCUGUAGUCAAUUUUGCGUUCAGUUUUGUUCUUUCUAUACGCAGAACCACUGAAAAUUACUUUCCUGCAGGACGAUUCUUCCUCAAUUCUUUCUGAUGAAUGUUUGGAAGUACUGAGAAACAAUAGAGAAGAAGAUGCACCUAUGUCAAAUAUAUUAUAUCUGCGGGCUAAAGCCAUCAGGGGGCUUGUCGACAUGGUUCGUGGGGACCUUCAGUCAGGUUUGGACAAUCCUUUACCAGCCUACAUUCGUUUAUUGUGUUCCAGGGAAAUUGACUUGAAGCCUCUGUGCCAGCUGAGUUGAACUUUAGUGAAUGCGAGGACUGUGAGUCAACAGAGGGAAAAUAUCGUUGUGGUUAGUUUUCCACUAAUUAGUUGACCUGUAUUUUUUUUCCCUAUCCUAAAUAGACCAGUUUUUGAUUUUCAGGAAACCUUGCACUAUCAUGUGGUGAAUUUUUACAUGCAACUGGAAAUGUUUCAUUAGCAAAAGACUUUUAUGAGAGAGCGCUUCAGAUAUCCGAGGCAAAUGGUGGAAUCGAAUUCUCUUCAUUGGCAGCCGCUAACAUGGUUCCUAAUGAAGUGUCCUUGGGUGCCACAUGUGCACUUGGACAACUUUUAAUGCAUUCAAGGUAUCUUUGUGGUUAGUGUUAUUUCUCCUGUUUUAUGUGAGCCUCGUUAACUUUAUUGAUAUAAUUACGCUUGCUCUCUAGUUUUUACAUCAUAGGCAUGACGGAUAUUCCUGUGUAUUCUAUCUCUAUUAUUUAUCAUCUCGUACUUGGUGAGUAUCAAUAAUAGUCACGAAAAAUCAGCGGGGACGUAGCAACUAGUUUCUUAUUUUUUUAUAUGGAAAGUGUGGUGGAACUUGCACUGUUCUGAAAUUUAAGCAAUGAAUGUUGUUUUUACUUAUGAGUUGAAUUGUAAACUUAUUUCCCAUUCCAUUUUAGAAUAUAUAUUGUGAAUUUUUGGUGGUUGGAAUAAAGGUGUAGAAAUGAACUUAACACCGAAUAGAUUGGAUAUGCUUACUCUAAUAUGUGUAUCUCUUUUUAGUCUCCAAUUACGGCACACCUUCGAAACAAAAUUAUUUAACGAAAUCUGAAUAGAUUGUAUAAUGUUUUCUCCUAUCGGCUGAAAUUUUGUCGUCUUUGUAACUUUCUCAGAGAUUUUCAGGGUGCGGAAGAGCUUUUGACGAAGGCACUGAACAAGGCUGAAGAUAUUUUCGGUUUGUUUUUCUCUAAAAGAAUGAUCCCCAUUGUUCUUCGCAACUUAUACUCAUUAAAGUUAUCUAGGAACCAUUUAGAAGAGACUAAUAUAUUAUCAUGACUUUCUUGACAACGUUAGGUUCAAAUCAUCCAAAAGUUGGAGUCGUCUUGACUUGCAUAGCUAUGAUGUUUGGGCAGAAGGCAAAGAUGGAGCGUUCAAGUUCACUGCUAAUCCAAGAGGUUUAGUCGUCAUCCAUCAAAUUUAUAGCCAGUGGCACGGAAUUCAUGACUUGUUUCCUCUAGCCAUAAAGGAGAAUCGCUUAGGCUUGCCAGGAAACUGAUUGAAUUGUUAGAUUAGGGCUUUAAACUCUCAUUCCUGGGUUCCAUGGCCGUCUGAAUCUUCUAACUUGAUAUACAUACAUUUUUCAGGGACUCUAUAGAAGAGCCAUCGAUUAUCUGAAGGCUCCAGCUUCGAUUAAUGAAGGUGUAUCCCCAUUCUUUGUUAUUGGACCGCGCCCUUUCCAUAUGUAUAUUCCUUUGAAUUAAAGCCAUUUCUUUUAUUCUGUAAACGCAGAUAGCAAUGGGCAAGAUCAGAGAAGAGACAUAAUUGCUCUUGCAAGAGGUAAGAUUAGAUGAUGUGGUAUAAUUAUUUUUCGUAACCAUGACUCUGAUCUUAGAAUCUGGUGGUUUUAUUAUCUUUGCGUCUUCAUUUGGGUACAAAUAACCGAAAGCUUGAAAAUCUCUAAAAAUAGGCCUCUAGCUAGAACUUUAUGAAGCCUUGGCCUUGGCCCUAGAGAAGCCCAUUCCAGUCUGAGAAGGUAGGGGGGAGAGAGAGGGAGAGGGGUAAGUGUGUAUUUGUGGGCGGAGAGAGAGAGAGAGAGAGAGAGACAGAGACAGACAGAGACAGAUAGACAGAUAGACAGACAGGGGGACAGAAUGUCGGGGAACAUGAGGUAGCCAUGUGGCAAGAUACCAUGGGCUCCAAGAUUUUGGUGGGACCCUGCUGAAGAACUGACCAGUUUUUUUUUUUUUUUUGGAUUUGAUUAUUGGUAACCAUGCCCAAAAGAAAAAAUGCUGUGUAUAAAUCUGGGUUUCUCCUUGCCGUUGGCGUCCCUAUGUCAUGUUUGUUCUUUCCAAAUUUGUUCACCAUUAUGCAUGAGCUUUACACAUACAAACAGAUACUGCAUACGAAAUGGAAUUAAUUGAGGAACUUGAAAAAACUGAGAGAGUUGAUUCUUUAGGAAUUUUUGAAGAAUUUCUCCAGAGACCGGAGUAUUUGAGACCAAUUGAUUUUUUAGUAUCCAACAUCGUAUAAUCAACCAGAAAUCAUCAAAGCAUUUUAACACCAAGAGGUACCAUUUCUUCUAUGGAUCGCUUUCUUUUAAGGUGGAUACGCGGAGAUCCUCUGCGUUCAACAAAGCAGGAAGGAGGAAGGAGAGAGACUGAGGAGGCUGGCGGAGAGCCAGUGGAGGAACCCUCGCCUCUCCCUCGGCCAAGCCCUGGAGAUAUCAGAGCCUGCCAAGGCUGCCAUCGUGGAUACCCGCAUCAGCAGAAUCUUGUAA
Messenger RNA from Spirodela intermedia, 3738 nucleotides. Lineage: Eukaryota; Viridiplantae; Streptophyta; Magnoliopsida; Alismatales; Araceae. The record is from the annotation of a GenBank genome assembly.